AUGUUCCAUCAGUUCCUUGUGACACCUAAACAUCGCACUUACCUGAGAUUUCUAUGGUGGGAGCAUGGAGACCUGGAUAGCGAGCCCAAAGAAUAUCAGAUGGCAGUUCAUCUCUUUGGUGCAGCCUCUUCUCCGGGGUGCGCUAACUUCGGUCUCAAAUACCUGGCACAGCAACAUAAGUCAGAAUAUCCAGUUGCAUCAUCAUUUGUCGAAAACGGCUUCUAUGUGGACGAUGGGCUAGUGAGUGUCCCUACAAUUAAAGAGGCUUCGGAUCUGAUCAAUGAAGCACAAGAUUUAUGUAGGAGAGGAGGUCUGCGACUGCAUAAGUUUAAUUCAAAUGUGAGUGAAGUUCUUUCCUGCGUUCAUCUAUCUGAAAGGGCAGCAAGCACAGAAGGCCAUGACCUCAAUCCAGGUUCAGCGUCAGUGGAACAUGCACUGGGUAUACAGUGGUUAAUUGAAAGUGACAGUUUCAGCUUCAACAUAAACUUGAAGGACAAGCCUGAUACACGCCGUGGCAUUCUCUCAGUCAUAGCUUCCCUGUAUGAUCCACUGGGGUUUGUAGCCCCAUUCGUCUUAAGUGGAAAGUGCAUUCUGCAGGAGCUAUGUCGCAGAAAUGUUGGAUGGGAUGACCUGCUCCCUGAUGAAUUGCGUCCACGGUGGGAGGAGUGGAAGAGUGGGGUUUUAAGUUUGAGCAGAGUGUCAAUCCCAAGGUGUUACCAUCCACAAGACUUUGGCAAGAUUGAGAGGGUGGAACUGCACCACUUCUCAGACGCAAGUAAUAUAGGGUAUGGUGCAUGUUCUUAUCUGAGAUAUAAGAAUGAUGAAAGUAAAGUGCACUGCAGUUUAGUCAUGGCUAAAGCAAGGGUCGCUCCAACAAAGCUCACAAGCAUUCCUCGCUUAGAACUUUCAGCUGCCGUGACUGCAGCCAGACUGAGUAUUUUGUUGAGAUCAGAACUCAACAUGAAGAUCGAUGAAGAGUUCUUUUGGACAGAUUCUCAAGUCACCUUAGCUUAUAUCAACAAUGAUGCAAGGAGAUUUCAUGUGUUUGUGGCAAAUCGUGUCCAGUUGUUAAGAGAGAAUACCAGUCCAAGCCAGUGGCAUUAUGUUGACACAACAGAAAAUCCAGCUGAUCAUGUUUCAAGAGGACUUAGAGCCUCUGGUAUUGUCAAGUUGUACCGUUUUGUUUGUUCAAGGUACAAGUCCAAGGACAUUGAAGACAGUUAG
Scomber japonicus (chub mackerel) is the source of this 1224-nucleotide messenger RNA. RefSeq lists its product as uncharacterized. The record is from RefSeq and is a predicted model, not a curated record. The transcript has 2 exons. The coding region runs from base 1 to 1224 and encodes 407 amino acids. NCBI's taxonomy places the organism in Eukaryota, Metazoa, Chordata, Actinopteri, Scombriformes, Scombridae.